Podarcis lilfordi (Lilford's wall lizard) is the source of this 40695-nucleotide messenger RNA. The record is from the annotation of a GenBank genome assembly. NCBI's taxonomy places the organism in Eukaryota, Metazoa, Chordata, Lepidosauria, Squamata, Lacertidae.
CGGCCGCUUUGCGUCUAUGGUUGGCCGGCUGCCUGCCGCCUUCCUUUCGCCUUCUCUCCUUUCGCCUCGCCCCUCCUCGCAGCGGAGGAAGCGGCCGAGAAGCAGCAGGAAGGCGGCCACAGAAGGAUGCGCUAGCAGCGGCGCCGCAUCCCCAGCUCGCCGCGCAACCCCAGAGACAGCUCGCCGGAGGGAAGGGGCGCGGCGGGAAGGCGGGUGAGUGGAAGCAAGUCCGGGGCAGCGGGGGACAUAUCGGGGGCUGCAGGAUGGACGGGGCGGCCAAAGGGUCCGGCGGGUGCUGCUGGCGUUGGGCGCCCGCUCCUCCUUGGAGCCGGAGGCGUUUAAUCGCCGCGCCUCAGCCCAGCGGAAGGACAUAAUUCUCCGAAGGUCCCCGAGAGGCGGGAAAGCCCACGCCGCCGCCGGGUCCCCUGGCUUGGCGGUGGCGAGGGGGCGCGAGGGGAAACGGACCCCGCGGUCCCGGGUCAGGUCGCUUCUCGGGAGCCGCGCUGCUGGGCGCGCCACGCCGACGCGAGGAAGCGAGCGGUGGGCUCGGCAGCGGCCGGCUAGCGGGGCGCGCGUGCGCGCGUGGAGUUGAGCGGAAAAUGCGGAGUCAGCAGCGCCUCCGGGAGCUGCUGCAGCAACUGCAGGGAAAUGGAGCUGGCUUCUCCGCCAGGCUUUUUUCCCCCCUUUCCCCUCCUAGACGCGGCUACUUGAGAUCUGGCAAGGUUUCAACAUCCGGAAUACGAUCUCUCGCGCGGGUGGGUGUGGGUGUUCAUCCACCGCAUGCAUGUGGGCUAUCAUUAUUACUAGUACUAUUUUGAGUUAAACAAGCUGUAGCUUAGGGCCCCACUCUCUUGGGGGCCCCCCAAAAAUUUCCAAAAUAUAAGAUAAAAAAGAAAUAAAAUAGAACCUACAUACAGCAACAGUGUUUCGUGUUGUGUAGGCUGCUAUGAUGUAAGUAAUGGGCCCCCAAUGAUUUUAAGUUAGAGCUUAAUGAUUAUUUCGCUAUUAAUAUACUUCUUCUUUAUUGUAUGUCAGUUCAACAAUUACUUUGAUAAAAUACAUAUUUUGUGAUGUGCAAAUGGCUUUAGAUUAAGGUUACCAGAUUUUUUUCCAAUGAAUCCGGGGACACUUUUCAACUUCAGUAGGAAUGAUAGGAUUGUAUCAGGGUACUGAUUUGUAAAUCCAGGGACUGUCCCCAGGAAAUGAGGACGUCUGGUAACCUUACUUUAGAUACUUAUUAGGUCCAUAAAUUACGAUAUAGCAUAUAUUCAACACAAAAAACAGCGACAAUUUGUAGUUGACAAAGGACAGCUGGACAUAUAAAGGGCCCCAUUACCUUCAGUAGCUUAGGGCCUCAUCAAACCUAAAUCUGGCCCUGCUGGCAAACCACAGCACCUCAAGUUAUUCCAGAGUAAUGACCAAGUGGGGAUUUGAGCCCUGGCCUUCCAGGUCUGACACUUGUAAACACUAAGUGCCAGGGUGUGAUCCUGAGGAUGCAGGAUCUAGGAGAGGGUGCAUCCUCCCCAUUUUUCUAAUGCCAUUAUAUCCAUCUGCUUCCGUGGCAGCUACGUGAUUGCUUUGCGCAGCACUGUCAACGUGCAAGAGGAACAAAUGCUUCUCUUGCUCCACGGCUACAACUGGGGAGUUUGAAUUGUGAGGUGGAUUACUCUUUCUCCGGUGUCCCCCCCCCCAUUGAUCUGCAGCUGGUGGGGCAGGACCCACAGCUCAGUCUGCCCCUAACUCAUGUCUUAACAGUGGCACUUUUAUUGUGUGGAUAUGUAGUAAUAAAGUGAAGAAAAAGGUCCCCAAGGUUGUCCUUUUCAUGUUUUAAAUGGCUGACUCCCUUGACCAAGAACUUGAAAAAGUUGCACAUUCAGCCCCUUCUGCAACUGGCUCCUAUGCAUAUUGAUUAUGGACAGUGCUUUUUUCUGGGGGGACACAGGGGUACGCAUACCCCUAAACAUUUUGUGAAUCUUUGUACUUUUUUUCCAUUUACUGUAUUUAUUUUCCCCGAUUUGAACUAUAAAAUGGUGAUUUUCUUGAGUCAAAACGAGAGUACCCCUAAAUAUUUUUUAAAGAAAAAAAGCACUGAUUACGGAACAGUUCAUGAAGUGGUUCAUAGGUCAUAAAUGUGUUUAUAAUUGGUCCUUUUGGUUUCAGUGGUACUUGCUGCCUAGAAGGUAACAAGGUGACGUCUUUGGAAUGUGCAUAGCUGCUACUAGAUUUUUUAGGAACAACAAAACACAGCCUCCCAGAGUGGCUGGGGCAACCCAGUCACAUGGGCAGGGUACAAAUGAUAACAUUCUUCUUCUUCUUCCAGUUUAACACACAAUUUGCACUUGAGAAGGGCGUUCUGCUCUGGUAGGCAUUUUGAGUGAUAAUGUCAGAUAAAGAUGCUGUGUUAACUAACUAUGGUAUAAAGUAGUCCUAGCUUUCUGUACAGAAAAAGGUAGUGGGGGAAAUCCUAUUUGAAUUGGGGGAACAUUGAAGUUGUUGGAAAAACCAAAGAAGAAAUUGACCAUUCAAAUGAGCAGAAAUUCCAAGAGAAGUUGGGAUAUAGGGAAAUGGGAUAUAUAUAUGUAAAAAUACAAUUUUUUACAUAGUGCAUUAAGAGUGCUUUUAUAUGACUCUUAAUUGUAUAUAGAGGCUUGCAUUUUUCUAAAGGGUUUUUUAUGUUUAUAGAUACAUUGUAAUUGCAUAGUAGCAAAUAACAUCCCCACCCACCCACGACUUUACCAAUGCCUUAGGCUUCAUACACACCAUCCAUUUAAAGCAUGCACACACACUCCAGGAAUCCUGGGAACUGUAGUUUAUUAAAGGUGCUGGAUAUUGUGGUUCUCUGAAGGGGUAAACUGCAGUUCCCAGGAUUCUUGUGUGGGGUAAUGUGUUUUAAAUGUAUGGUAUUUAUUCAAUCUUAAUCUUCCCAUGUGGUAACUGGGGUGCCCUCUAGGAAUUAGUGCACUGGUGGGAUGGAGAGGAUUGACAUUCCUCAAAUGUUCCUUAAUGAACUUUGGUAAGUUACAUUUGUUCCCUAGACUUCAGCAUGUAUCUCUCACAGUGUGUAUAGAUGCCAAGCCAGUCAUUUUUGACGGAAAAAUAACACAUACAGUGGUACCUCAGGUUACAUAUUCUUCAGGUUACAGAUGCUUCAGGUUACAGACUCCGCUAACCCAGAAAUAGUACCUCGAGUUAAGAACUUUGCUUCAGGAUGAGAACAGAAAUUGUGCUCCGGCGGCGUGGCGGCAGCAGGAGGCCCCAUUAGCUAAAGUGGUGCUUCAGGUUAAGAACAGUUUCAGGUUAAGAACGGACCUCCGGAACGAAUUAAGUACUUAACCCGAGGUACCACUGUAUUGUCAUUUGAUAGUGAUCACGUCUGUUUUUUGUUUUCCUUGUUAAUGUUAUUUAUAGUGAAAUAUUGGGAGGAAUUUCCCAGGAACUCAAUGGGGUUCACUUCUGAGUAGACCUAUAUAGGACUGAACCAUUAUAGGCCUCAUCUCUGCAGUUUCUGUUUUGAUUUUGCAAGAUUUUACGUGUAUUUGCAUAAAACAGAGACAAGAUCUCACGGUACUACAGUGUAUUAUGGCAAAAACUUUCAUGGGCUAGAAGAUGUUGUGAAAAGAAUGUAAACAGUGAGAUCAAAUGGCAAUGAAAUUCCACUUCAGAGUAAAUGUAUGUCAAAUAAGAGUAGUGAUAAUUCACAUCAGCAGUAAUAAUGCAAACAUUGAUAUUCAUAGUGGGACAGAAAGCCCCAAUCCCUAUUAAAGCAAAAUAUAAUAGAACAGAACUUCUCCAUAAUUUGUAGUCAGUUUCAUGCCGGAGUCUCUCUUUGUUUAAAAACAACAACUUUUCAGGGCAGCAGCAGAAUGCCCUGAGCAGUUGAAAUACAGUGGUGCCUGACCAGGGAGAAGAGUUGGUGGAAGAAGAUUGGAAGAAAUUUAAAGACUAUUUACAGAAACAUUGCAAAAUUAAUGAAUGUUAGAAUGAUGUUGGAUUGAAGUUAAGUGGCUUCUAGCUAUAUAGGUACAAAAGAAUAUGGAAAAAUUGGUUUUUAAUAUGUAAAAAUCUAAUGUUACAAUAUAUCAAGAUUAAGGAUUAGGAUUAAAAAGGAGGGAAAGGAAUUGUUGGAUUAACAAAUUGAAUUGGAAUACAAAAGAGGGAGGUAUGAGGAGGUCCGGGAAACAAGUAAACGUAAAAGAAGUGAGGAAAAGAUGGAAUUGUUUUUAACUGUUUUUUCUUUUUUUCCUACUUUGUAUUUUUCCUUGUUAUUGUUAAUUUUUUAAUUUUUUUUUAUUAAUGUGAAUUUUUUUUCCUUUGAAACUUUAAUAAAUAUUAUUUUAUAAAAAAAAAAGAAAUACAGUGGUGCCUUGGUUUACAAACUUAAUCUGUUCCGGAAGUCCGAAACCAUUCUUAAACCAAGGCACGCUUUACCUAAUGAGGCCUCCCACUGCUGGUGCCCUUCCACUGUUGGGAUUCCGUUUUUAGACCGAGGUAAAGUUCUCAAACCAGGACACUAUUUCCGGUUUUGCGGAGUUUGUAAACUGAAUUGUUCUUAAACAGGACUGUUCUCAAACCGAGGUACCACUGUAUUCUACUUCUUGCUGAAUGUAAGAUUUGUGCCAGGGUACUCUUAUGUGUAGAGACUGGCCCAUUUGUCCAUGUAGAAUGCAGAAGGCGGGGAUGACAUUAUAGCAUAUAUCAAGUUGGAAGAUGAGUGUGGUCAAUGAAUCCUUGAUGUGUGCCUUUCAUGUAACUUGCAUUUAAACUUUAAUAUAAUUUUCACAUGCUUUUUUUGCAUUUCAUUACCACUUGAUCUCACUGUUUACUUUCUUCUUUGUAUACCCAAGUACCUGCCAACUGAAGAUAACAACUUUAUGCAUCUGAUGAAGCAACAAGGCUUCAUUGUUAUGUUUGCUACAACAGACUGACACGUCUACCUCACUGGAAACUGUUACAAUGAAAUAAUGCAUUUUGCUAUCAGGACUGGGUUGGGGUGGGCAGGUUAUUGCAAGGUUCUGAAAUAGUUCAUCAAUUUAUUUAUGAAAAUAUUUAUAUGCCAAUGUAUCAUAAAAAUAUAUCACAGCCAUUUACAACAAUAUAGAAAUAGAAAACCAAACCCUAAAAAGUUAAAAACAAGUUAAAAACAAAAAGAAAUUAAAAACAAACACCAUUGUGAGGGAUGUACUCUUAAUUGCCUGCAUAGGCCUGGUGGAAUAGAAAGGUUUUCAGCAGAUGUUGACAAACUGGCACAGAAGGCGCCCACUGUUACAUCACCUUCUAGGAUGCCAGUGUAAUGUUUCUUCAUAACUCUGAAGUUGACAUGUUUUAACAGUUUCCCAGCCCUCUUUUUAGUGGUGAAUGGUUUUUCAUAAUUUAGUCAAAGGUAAGAGCACCUAGCAGAAGUGGCCAUGAAAAUCAGUGAGAGGGUUCAUGUUCUCUUCUAUGUGUAUCUCUAUAUAUCACUGUAAUUGAAAUACAUUAUUAUUACUAAAUGUAUUACUUGGCGUUCACCAGCAGGCUUCAGGGCAGAUUGCAGCAAUCUAAAAUUCAGUAUUGAAAGCAGUUGAAGCAAGUCACAGGAAUAGGAUGAUUCCCCAAAACACAUAUCUUGCGUAUCAAAGGCCAGGGCAAAGAGGUACAUCUUUAGCAUAUCAUCAAAGCUGUAUAGUGAAGGUGCUAGAAGGGGUCCGCAACUGUUUUCAGCCAUGGGCCAGUCCACCGUCCCUCAGACCAUGUGGUGGGCCGGACUAUAUUUUGGAAAAAAACCACGAACGAAUUCCUAUGCCCCACAAAUAGAGAUGCAUUUUAAAUAAAAGCACACAUUCUACUCAUGUAAAAACACGCUGAUUCCCAGACCAUCCGCACAGCGGCGUAGCGUGGGUUGUCAGCACCCGGGGCAAGGCAAGUAAUUUGCGCCCCCUAACCCGGGGCAAGGCAAGUAAUUUGCACCCCCUAACCUGCCGCCGCUGCCAGCUUCUUCUUGCUGCUGCCUGGGCUGGGGUAUUUACGGUAAGGUAGCCACGGCGGCGGCGGCAGGUCCGUGUCAGGUGAUCUGAGGUGAGUUGCCGCUGGCGCUGCCGCCCAAACGACGCCGCUUGCCCGGAGGAGGGCAGAGAGGCGAGGAAAAUGCAACAUGGCCCAGCAGCUGCAGCAGUAGCGGCGGCGGCGGGGCUGUGAGGAGGGGCUGCCUGGCGCGCCCUCCGCGGCCCUGACGCGCGGGGACCGCGGCGAGCGCUGAGAGCCGCUGCCAGCUCGUCGGUUCCGCGAGACAUGGGGCUCUGCUACAGCCUGCGCCCGAGGCUCCUCGGCGACUCUGGAGGCGGCUAGUGCGCCCCCCCCAGAUGUUGCGCCCGGUGCGGCCGGCCCCCCCUGCACCCCCCAUGCUACGCCACUGCGUCCGCAGGCCAGAUUGAGAAGGCAGUUAGGCCACAUCUGGCCCCCGGGCCCUAGGUUGCCUACCCCUGUGCUAGAUGCACCUUUUGGGGAAGGAAUUCCACAACCUACAAGCUCCCACAGAGAAUGCCCUCUUGCAGCUUCUGAGGGUGGUGGAACUGCCAAGAGGAGUCCUGCUGAUCUUAACACCCAAGUGGGUCUGUAGGGAAGGAUAUUGGGAUAUCCUCGUACCUACGGGACCGCCUCUCCUGGUAUGCCCCACAGAGAAACUUACGGUCUUCAAAUAAAAACAUCUUGAAGGUCCCAGGCCACAGAGAAGUUAGGCUGGCCUCAACUAGAGCCAGGGCUUUUUCGGCUGUGGCUCCGAUCUGGUGGAACACUCUGUCACAAGAGACCAGGGCCCUGCGGGACUUGACAUCUUUCCGCAGGGCCUGCAAGACAGAGCUGUUCCACCAGGCCUUUGGCCAGGGCAUAGCCUGACUCCCUCCCUCGGCAAUCUUCAUGGAGCUCUGGCCCAAUGGUUGCCAGUGGCUUGAAUUAAUUAAUUUUAUAAUGAAUGAUUUUAGAGUGUUGUUUAUGCUGUACUUUCGUAUUGUUUUAUUGUUGUUAGCCGCCCUGAGCCCGGCUUCGGCUGGGGAGGGUGGGAUAUAAAUAAAAUUUAUUAUUAUUAUUAUUAUUAUUAUUAUAUUGUGACAUGACCUUAUUGACGUCGUUUCAUCUGUGUGUAUGGUGUAUGAAGACAAUUUUCUGUCCCAAGGGGCUCAUCCAAGGCGGGUGAAAUAACAGAGAAAGGAAAUGGAAGUGAAGGCAGAGCUAAACGGGUGAAAGCUGUGCACCCCUUUUAAGACUCUGUGAAUGUAAAUGUCCUCUGUGUACAGCUACCAAGACUUGUAGCCCUAGCUAAACCAAGCUCACUCAGAAGUAAGCUUUGCUGAAUUCAAUAGGGUCUAUUCCCUAGUCCUGCAGUCUCUCAUGGCCAACCUCCUAGGGGCCACAUAGCAGUGAUGGGCAGGGCUGGAGCAAGAGGUGUGAUUCUUGCCCUCACACAGUAGACCGUUCAACAAGUAGCGUAAGUCCAAUCACAGAACGGCAACCCCGUGCCGCCACAAUGGGAAGGGUAGCCCAAUAGAGAAUAUGAAAAAGUUUUCCAAAGCUGUUUUUCAAAGAUUGAACUGGAUGAGAUGUUCUUCAAUAGGUCUUGAGUUGGCCUGUGAAUACUUUCUUUAUCCUGAGCAAACUGUUUUGUAUGACUGGUUUUUCGGACUGAUGAAGCGUGUAGCGAAACCUGUAAUAUAUCUGGAGAACAGGUCUCCUUUUGCCCACUUGCGUUAUUCUCACCAGGGUGGUGGCUUUGAUUUGCCUUCCUGUGAUUGAUCCAUGCAUACGGCUUUGUGUUUCCAACUCAAGACUUGUUGAACGGUUCAUUUAUCCAGUCUGUAUAAUGUUUAUUGCACAUGUAACUUGUUAAGAUACAGUUGUACAUUUAUCCACUCCAUGUUUACAGUAUCUCGAGGCUUUGUUUUGCACAUGGCACCUUAGUAUGUUUGUUGCUUGAAUGGUUACAAGUCUAUCUCUAGUCUAGCUAUUAUUCUAGUAAAUUUGGUUUUACACUUAUAAGCCAGUUUGUGGUGUUGUUGUUUUGUUGCAUGUUAACACUACAGACUAAAAGCCCUAACAGAGCAGAGGGGAAGGACCAUGGGAUGUGUUCCUUCUGCAGAUGAACACACAAGAAAAGGAAACAAAUCAAAAAGUACAGUAAACCCAAUACCCAAUGGUGGCGUAACUUUUGACUGCACAGCAGCUCCCAGCAUGAGCCACCACUUUGCAAAACUAGACUGAUAUGCCACUUUCCCAAACUCACAUUUUGGUAGGUUUGCGGUGAUCUGAUGAUAAUGCAUAUGGCAAGCGGUUCAACAUGGCACAAGUUGGGACCCACCACGCAGUCGCAUUUAACCUUUCCAUUGAAGAGAUAAUUUUCUGGUUAUAUGCCUUACUACAUUUCAUCCAUGAGAAAUAUUGCUCCUUUAUAAAGGACUGCUUGGGAUCGACAGUUCAGUCCCUUCCAUGCAAUAAAUCAUUUUAUGUGCGUAGCCAAUACUUGGGACAUUCCAAACACACACUUAACUUCUGAGAUUGACUGGCUAGUUGUAUGGCCUGAGAAAACUGGAAUCCAAGCAGCAUUAAAUUUGAGUUCCAAGCUCUUUUGAGAAUCCUAGUUGACUUGCUUGUCUUCUCCAUAUAAUUUCCAUGCAAUUUGUAGCAAACCAUUGAUAGAAACUGUGAUAAAGUAGAGGAAGGGGGCAGGAUAAUACAGAGGCAUAACCAGGAUUUUUGUUGGGGUACCAGGCCUUUUGUUGGGGGGUGCAAAACCUCAGUUAGCUAUGUAUUUUUAUUGAUUGGGGGUGGCCCAAUGGCCUGCUUGCUUGUUUUAAGGAAGCAUAUAUGCAUUUCUUAGAAAAGGAUUACCCACUAGAGGUGAUUUGUCAUUCUCUGCAAACACAGACCCACAGACUGAACUUAUGCUUGCAGGAAAUGAAUUUGAAUGUGACUAACUUGAGGUAUUGAUGGGAUGUCUCAGUGGCUAUCUCUUGUCAGGUCAGUAACCUGACAAUUGUGAGCCUUCUGCAUAUUGGAAAAAUGAAUCACCCUGAGCUGCUGGAACUCACAUCUGCUCUGGGUUAUUAUCAACAUCACAUAGCAGCUUCACAUAUUACCACUAUUACGCUAUUGCCAUGUAUGUUGCUUCUCAGAGCACAGGUUAGGUCCCUGCCCUGAGCAGCUUACAAGCUAAAAUUUGACACAGAUGAAAUAACAGAGGACUGGAAGAGAAGUGGGGGCAAGGGUAAACAGAGAAGCAAUAUGCAGCUUUUUUCAGGUGCGUAUGCUUAGGCUUGGUGCCUCAAUUUAAAACAGCUGUACAGGUUGCCGGUUUGUUUCCAGGUCCAGUUUAAGGUGCUAACGCUGAUUGAUCUGUGUUAAAUUAUUUUAGAGAUCUAUUCUCUUUUUAAAAAAAUACUGGUUAUUACAAGGUUUGUUAGACUCCAAAUAUACUCCAAAUUUGCUUCUUGUUUCCAUAUUGCUUUUUUUUAUGGAUCACUUAUGUAAGAGCUUACAUAUUUUGACAAAAGAAAAUUUUACCUAAGGGGUUUGGAUGCAGAAGGAAGAGUUUGCAAAGCCGUGCCCCUGUAUGUGUGUGUGUGAUAAAUACAUACUGUGGGAAAUGGAAACAUAGAUAGGGCAAAGGUCUGUUUUAUAGUUGGGACCGAGUAGGCAGAGUGCCUACAUGGCACGCACUUUCUGAUAAGAUCAGAAUGUUUGCAAUCUCCUGGCAUUGCUGCUGCAUCCACAUCCAUUCUGCCAGCUUCUAGUUUCUGGCAACUGGCUCUUUUGAUUUCCUCCGUGGAAACAAAUAUCACUGGUGUUCCCUAGAUUAACCCAUUCCCAGCUGGUUAACAUUAAACUUGUGCUGUCUGAAUGCUUGAGUCCAGUUUGAUUGUGGGUUCUUGAUCAUAUGUAAUGUGUUCUUUGGAUUGUUUUAAUUUGAUACCAGCUGCCCAGAGUGUGGCUUUAUGAGGGAGGGGCAGAAUAUAAAAUAUUUUAAAUGAAUAUACAUAAAAUGAGAAUGCUCUCAGUCCUCUAUUUGCUCUUAUGACUGGCCACCUUCUGAUUCCAUACAUAUAGUUACAACCUUGUGGUCCAUUUUAAUUAAUCUAAAAUAACUACGGGGUCUUGCUUUCCAACACACAGUCGCUGAGGUAUGUUAGAAUUCUGGAAAGAGUGGGGAAACCCCACUGCUUCCCAUUGCCUAGCCCUCCUCACUGUGUUUGACAGCAUGUUAAAUCCAUGCAAAGUGAUUUGAAGUAUUAUACAAAUAAGGGUCUUAUCUUAAUUACACAAGCCUGAAGAGUUCUUGGUGGGAACAUUCUCUCUUCCUAUUAUUUUCAUUUCUGUGUGCCCCUUAUUUUAUGUCUGUGAAUAAGUUCCUGAGUCCUUGAAAUGUGAUAUACAGGUGCUUAUUAUAAUUAGCAUUAUUCAAAAUGAUUUACAGAGGGGGCAGGGCCCUGUCCUUGUAUACUGUCUAAAGUACAAUGCAUGGUGAUGACGUUAGGCAAAUAAUCAUCAGUCACAACUGAGCUGGCAACAGUUAUGAGUUUACUAAUAAAGAAAAUCUGUGUAUGACCAGUUCCUGUACCGGAAAAGAUAUAGUCAGCCAAUGAGAGCUAAUUCAGCAGCACAGAAUACUGUAUUUGGCAUAUGCAAGAUCCAUUUGCUAACAAAAAUUGCAACACCAAGUUAAAACUUGGAUUAACUUCCAGUGAUUAAGAUUCUGAUUAACAGCACAAGUUAUAACUAGAAUAGUGAUGGAGAUAUUUUAACUACCAGUGUUUUGGAGUGCCAGGGGAAGGGAAGACACAAGUUACAGAAAAUCUGUAGCACAAAACUCAUGUAGAGGUUAUUAUUAUUAUUCCCUUUAUCCCCCCCCCCCCAUUAUUUCACUCUUAAGGUCCCAGGAUGGGUUGCAACAUUUUUUACUAUCCUAAAUAUUAAAGGCAUUUAAAAAAUGCUGAAAUGGUCAAAACAUUAAUAAGAAAAUUCCACGGACAUGUUUUCAAGUGUUGCAUGGUUUUUUUGUAUUAUUUUUUUUUUAGGAAGAUCAAACAGUACAUGUUAUGUCUGUCAAAGGAGGUGUUAUGCAACAUGUAGAAUGAUUCAUUGCAGACACUCUUCCUUGAACACUGCUGUGACACAGUUGUAGAAGUAUUAGGAGGGCGACAAAGAUAACCAAGGGUCUGGAAACCAAGUCUUAUGAGGAAUGGCUGAGGCAGCUAGGUAUGUUUAGCAUGCAAAAGAGGAGGCAGAGGAGAUGUAAUGGCCACCUUCAAAUAUCUAAAGGGCUGUCACACGGAGGAUGGAGCAAGCUUGUUUUCUCCUGCUCCAGAAAGUAGGACUCAAAUCAAUGGCUUCAACUUAAAAGGAAGGCGAUUCUGACUAAACACCAGGAAGAACUUUCUGACUGUAUGAACUGUUAGAAAGUGGAACGGUCUCCCUAGGGAGGUUAUGAACUCUCUCCUUCCUUGGAGUUAUUUAAGCAGAGGUUGGGUGGCCAUCUGUCGUGGAUACUUUAGUUGAGAUUCCUGCAUUGCGGGGGGGGGGGUGGACUAGAUGAACCUCAGGAUCAUCUACCUUAUGAGGUAGCCUUUCUGAUAACAUCCCUCACUAGAAUGAAAUCUGAAAAUACAAACAUACCCCAGGUGUUUCAUUGAAAUUGCAAGUCUUUAAAUGGAAAAUAUUGAUGGUUUUCAAUAGCUUCUCAGCCUUUUGCCUAGCGUCAAGUGUGAAAAUCACUGCUUUUCAUUUAGUUAUAAUGCUACAGUAACAUAAUGUAUAUUACUCUGAAUUGACAUUUUUAGCAUUAAUAAUGUGCAUUAUUUGCAUUAUUAAGCAUGUUGGGAGUCAGAGGUGGGUCUGAACCAGUUGGAGCCCAUUGUCCUAUUUGUCAUCCCCCCCCCCCAUAUCUGAAAGACUGCUUGCCCUCUUUCUUGGUCCUCUUGAUAGCUCCCCUGCUUACAGAAGUUUGAAGGUGGUGGCUUAGGCCGGGACAUUCUCUGUGGCAUUUCCUAGCUUGUGGAAUUCCGUCAGCACAGAGAUGCAUUUUACACCUUCAUUAUACAGUGGUACCUCAGGUUAAGUACUUAAUUCGUUCCUGAGGUCUCUUCUUAACCUGAAACUGUUCUUAACCUGAAGCACCACUUUAGCUAAUGGGGCCUCCCACUGCCGCUGUGCCGCCGCUGCAUGAUUUCUGUUCUCAUCCUGAAGCAAAGUUCUUAACCCGAGGUACUAUUUCUGGGUUAGCAGAGUCUGUAACCUGAAGCAUAUGUAACCUGAGGUACCACUGUAGUUUCUGAUGUAUGCUGAAAACAUACCUGUUUGCUCCAGCCUUUGACACCUGAAUUAUGUUUUUUCAGGACCUGUCCUUCUCCUGUGACUGUUAUUAGUUUUGACUUUUAAACACUAAUUUUUAAAAAAUACUGUAUCUUGUCCUGGGACCUGCUGGUGAAGGACAGGUGGGAAUAAUAAUAACAAAAACAACAAACCUUUCAGAAGUCUUUUGCGCGUUGCUGCAGCAGGAGUUUGGUGUGCCAUCAUUUAAUCACACCCAAGUCCAUGCUGAUUACUCUCCAUUUUCCUCUACAGACUGUUUGCUUGGUGAUUCGUUUUACAGCUUCUUGUGUUUUAAAAUCAAGCUAAGAGGUCUAUAAUCCACCAGGUUGUUCUCUUUCCAGCUUAAAAUAUAUUUGCACAGAGAUCCUGUCAGAAUGAAAGUAACGGUGUUAGAUUGUUGAGUGAAAAUAAGGUAUCACCACUCUAUUCUUUGACCUUCUUCUUUCAUUGUUGUUUAGUCGUUUAGUCAUGUCCGACUUUUUGUGACCCCAUGGACCAGAGCAUGCCAGGCACUCCUGUCUUCCACUACCUCCUGCAGUUUGGUCAGACUCAUGCUGGUAGCUUCGAGAACACUGUCCAACCAUCUCGUCCUCUGUCGUCCCCUUCUCCUUGUGCCCUCCAUCUUUCCCAACAUCAGGGUCUUUUCCAGGGAGUCUUCUCUUCUCAUGAGGUGGCCAAAGUCUUGGAGCUUCUUUCAUUACCUCCAGUGUUUCUUAAUCAUUUGAAUCAUUUGAAUUAUUUUUUUAAGCUGUGGGAAUGGGUAAAAGAGGAAGAGAGAGAUUUGCCUGGAAAUAGCUACUCAGCAAUUCCUUGUUCAUUUCUCUCUGUUGUUACAAUAGGGGAAGCUGAAGCUCUCUAGAAGUUGUUGGACUUCAGCUCCCAUCAGCCCCAGCCAGAGUGACCAGUAGUCGGGGAUGAAGGGAGUUGUAAGCCAGCAAUGCUUGGAGGGUUACCGCUUCUCCACCCCUUCAUUAAAACUUAAUGACAAUCAAAUUCAGUGGGCGACCAAAAAGUUUUUGCAUGGAGUUGCAAUCAUAGGGAAAUCUGCACAUCUCUUUUAAUUUUCCCUGCUGCAGAGCUCUUAAAGACAGAGCAGUCUUAAUUCCAUCAUAGCCAAACACUGAUUCUGUGCUUCAGUAUUACCGUAUUUUUCGCUCCAUUGGACGCAGUUUUUCCCCUCCAAAAAUUGAGGGCAAAUGUGUGUGCGUCCUAUGGAGCGAAUGCAGGCUUGUGCCAUAGCCGCGCGCAACCCCUCCGGCAGGGAGAGGCUGCACGGGGCUAUGGCUUCUUUAGCUCCAUGCAGCCUCUCCCGGCAGGGAGAGAUUGCGCGGGGCUAAAGAGGAAGCCAAAGCAGUAGGGAGAGAUUGCGCGGGGCUAAAGAGUUAGCCAAAGCAGCAGGGAGAGAUUGCGCGGGGCUAAAUAGGAAGCCAAAGCAGCCAGCGGGAUCCAUCCCGCUGCCUGCCUUGGCUUGUGCCAUAGCCGCGUGCAACCUCUCCGGCAGGGAGAGGCUGCAUGGGGCUAUGGCUUCUUUAGCUCCACGCAGCCUCUCCCGGCAGGGAAGAAGCCAAAGAGGCUAAAGAGGAAGCCAAAACAACCAGCGGCAUCCAUCCCGCUGGCUGCCUUGGCUUGUGCCAUAGCCACGCGCAACCUCUCCGGCAGGGAGAGGUUGUGCGCAGCCUGUACGCUGCUCUUUGGGGCUGGGGGGGGGAAGAUUUUUUAAAUUGAUUUCCCCGUCUAAAAACUAGGUGCGCCCUAUGGUCUGGUGCGCCCUAUGGUGCGAAAAAUACGGUAUUUGUUAGAAACGGAAUUAAUACUUUCCAAUUGCAUGAAAUUCAACAGGUCAAUCAUUACCCAUCAUUUCUCCUCUCUUCUGUUGAUUUCUGCCUGCCAUCCAUGAAAACUCUGCCAGAAAGAGAAGGUAGCAGCCUCAUGUACCAGGCAGAUAUAGCAUGACCUUUCAGCACAAACACAUUUUGCAAUAGUUUUGCCCACAGUGCCUAUCCCUGAAAUAAAUGCUCAUGCUUCUGGCAAUCAGAACAUUAACUCUUCUUAUACAAGAGAUCAUUUCCCUUAUUUUAUGGCUCCCACCACCACUACUGACCAUUCUGAGCUUUUCAAAACAUACAGUGGAGUUCACUCUUUCCCCUUUAUCAUGUAGAUAGGCACAAUUAGCCAUUAAGUGUGUUUCCCCACCCCCACCCACAAAGUGGGUUUUAGUACUGCUGCUUGAUGCCUCCACAGGAAAGAUGAUUCACUGUGGAGCUACUUGAUCCCAGACUUAGGCUGUUCAAAGGUUGAUCUCAGUUUGUCAAACCAAACUGAAGACAACCAGACAUUAGUGAACAUCACCACUUUCAUUUGGUUUAUGGCUGCUUCACACAAACUGAAAUUUCCUAUGUGGAAGUUGCAUAUUCAUCACGUGUCUAUUUUGCUGCCUGUGCACAUAGCAAGAUUCAGUUGUCAACUGUAGCAUUCAAAUAAGAUGGACGCUGUUUCCUCAACCAAAAUGGCUUCCAUGAGGGGAGCGCAUCUUGUGGGAAGUGGACCUGUUUACAGCCAACUGUUGCUUGUUCCCCAGUCCCCAACACUAAAUGAGCAACAAUGAAUGUUUGGUCCUCCUGUUGUUGUUGAACUACAACUGCCAUCACCCCUGCCCAUUGGUCAUGGUAACUGGGCAGAUGGUAAUUGGACUCGAGCAAAAUCUGGAGGGUUACAUGCCAGCGUGGUGUAGUGGUUAAGAGCGGUGGACUCGUAACCUGGUGAACUGGGUUCGAUUCCCCGCUCCUCCACAUGCAGCUGCUGGGUGACCUUGGGCCAGUCACACUUCUCUGAAGUCUCUCAGCCUCACUCACCUCACAGAGUGUUUGUUGUGGGGGAGGAAGGGAAAGGAUAAUGUUAGCCGCUUUGAGACUCCUUUGGGUAGUGAUAAAGCGGGAUAUCAAAUCCAAACUCUUCUUCCUCACCCCUGCUCCAGCCUUUGUGUCUUUAAAAGCAAUCUGAGCCGCAAAUGUCAGCAGGUGACAAUGUUUCUCUCCAGUGCCUUGAAGGGCUGCCCUUGCUGAGUCAUAUGUAUUAAAUUUAUGUAAAAUUAGCAGGGAGCCUGCAGUUUGUUUGUUUUCUGGCAACCAUAAAAUGCCUUGCCAAGAGUAGGCGGCUACAGUUUAACCAUACUAUUCAUUAGAGAGGUUUCCUCUUGGUAACUGAGGAAUGGAAUGGCCUCUUUAAUGCUAAAUAUGAUGCAGAAAUGUGGGUCCUUUGCCUUUCAUUGAUAUUGACAACUUCUAUCUAUGUGCUAAGGUUCUUGCUGCAUAGGAGCUAAUGGCAGAAAUUCUCAUAUCUUCCCCCUGCAACAUGAGCUGCUGUAUUUGAGGUCCUGAAAGCUCCCGGGUAUGGCAAUAUUUCUCUGUUUUGCUCCCAAGUGGGUUAGAUUUCUCCUUUUCUGAAUUUGGCUCACUGAUGCUCUUUGGGUCCCCACAAUGAACUUAUUUUGAGUCAGACAAAAUGAACUCAUUUUGAGGAUUUGGGCACCAUCAUCAAUGAGCCAGCCGGCUGAGAAGCAUUAGUUAUGAGAGAUGGUCUGCUUCUAUUUCUGCUGCAGGUAACUGCAUUUUGAAAUUAUCCCUGAGUGCAAUUUCAAGCGUUUCAGAGGAUUUUAUUCAGGACACUAGCAUCACAGAAAGGAAUAGGCUGUCUUCAGUGUCACUUUGCAUUCUGAUGUAUUCAAAGGAUAGUCUUAGAGCUAAACAUGUAACAUUGCAUUAGCUGAUGCAUUUUCCUUACAUAUCUUGGGGGUGGACUUUUUGCAUACACAUAUAUAGUCUCAUAUACAGUUGCCUUGGAGUACACGCAGGCAUUGAAAUCAGUGAGAUUUACUUCUGACUAGAUAAGUAUGAGAUUGUGCUGUAAGUUAGCAAAAGAGGUGGGAGGCAGCUACACUCCCUUUAUAAAUGGAGCACUUGUCAAGCUCCUUAGUACUGCUUGUUUUCCCACUAUGAAUACUUCUGGUCUUAAAUAUUUUUUACUUCUCCUUGAAGCAUAUGCAUAUAGUAUUCGGUGUACUCACUAUUGGUUUCUGCAUUGUUGGUUCCCAUUUCCCUGGGUUCUUUCUAUCUGGACACUCAGACAAUGGAAGCUGUUCCACACGCAUUGAUACUUGUGGAUAGCAAAGAAACAGUGGCUUUUCUGCUUUGAACUGGGAAUGUCACAGUAGAAGGUUUUCAAAAUGUUGGUGAAAAUGCGCAAGUUUGUCUGUGACCCCUUCAUGAUAAGGGGACACAUGUAUUGGGUUUUUAUUUCAUUUAAAGUACCAUAUUUUUCCGUUUAUAAGACUAGGUUUUCCCCCUAAAAAAUACUUAGGGGGCAUCUUAUACACAGAUACAUCUCCCCCCAUUUUCUUAAAUCUGAGUCCCCAAAAAUAGAGGGACUCUUAUAGACGGAAAAAUACGGUAUAUGUGUAAAGCAUGUUGUACUAUCAAACUAAUGAUGACAAUUAGCUAUGUUGGUUGUUAUGUACUCUUUCCUUGAUACUACACCAUCCUAGGGACACAGGUGGCGCUGUGGUCUAAACCACUGAGCCUCUUGGGCUUGCCAAGCAGAAGGUUGGUAGUUCGAAUCCCCACAAUGGAGUGAGCUCCCGUUGCUCUGCCCAGCUCCUGCCAACCUAGCAGUUCAAAAGCAUGCCAGUGCAAGUAGAUAAAUAGGUACUGCUGUGGCAAGAAGGUAAACGGUGUUUCUGUGCCCUCUGGUUUCUGUCACGGUGUUCCGUUGUGCCAGAAGCGGUUUAGUCAUGCUGGCCACAUGACCUGGAAAGCUGUCUGUGGACAAAUGCCAGCUCCCUCUGCCUGAAAGCGAGAUGAGCGCUGCAACCCCAUAGUUGCCUUUGACUGGACUUAACCGUCCAGGGGUCCUUUACCUUUACUACACCAUCCUGUACUGAUUUUUUUUUAAAGGUAAUAUAAUGCAAUUUUGAAUAGCAGGCAUGAAAUAACAUUCAGCCACUUCUGGUUUGCUCAAAUGGCUUCAAAUCCUUGUUUGGUUAAAAUGGCAUUGACUUAAAUGAGACUAUGGGCAUGAUGAGCAAGACAUGGAUUUCAGCAGCAUUCUCCUGUAGCUCUGUUAUUACUUGACUGGAAUCCUGCAUCCGAUACUUCAGCUCCUGGAGUUGAGGAUACUGAGGUUCCUGAUUGUUUUCAAGUCACUGAAAAAUACCACUAUGGCUGAAAUGCAUUUGACAGUUUGAAAUUUUAAUCCGCAAUCAUAGAAUUGUAGAGUUGGAAGGGAUCCCAAGGAUCAUCUAGUCCAACCCCCCGCAAUGAAGGAAUACACAGCUGUCCCAUAUGGGAAUCAAACCUGCAACCUUGAUGUUAUCAGCGCCACGCGCUAACCAACUGAGCUAUCUAGGCAUGAUACUUGUGGAUUUUAUGGUAGUUUUCUCUGCAUGAAUGCUUGUUCCAAAAUGUUGGCAGUUAGCCAUCUGUUUUUAAAUUCAUAUAUUGCAACUGUAGUUUUUGGCUUCGUUACAUCCAUUUAGAUCUUCUGCUAAAGCAUAUUUUCUUCAUGCUAUUUCAACAUAGAACUAUUUUGUUGUUCUCCUUUGGACACCUGCAUUAAAAAGAAAUCCAGCUUCCCUGCAUUUUUAAAUUACAGGUGUCCAUAGGAAUCUUGGGUUCCUGAUCUGCUUUUCAAAAGCCUUGUUGAGGCACACUUUGAGUGCCUGUCUCAGAAUAUAUGAAUAGUAAGUGGAGGAUUCUAAUAGCUUACUUGAAGGCAAACAGCUAUGAUUGAAAUAAGCCCAAUCUCCUCAUUCUAUUCACUAUUGUCCCAGCAGAUUCUCCCAUCAGCAGCCAGGUGUUUAGCAGUUAGAGUUGAAUCUUAUAAAGAUGCUAUUUCUGGCAUGUGUAAAAUUAUCCUGAGUGUAUAUGAAAUGUUUUACAAGUACGUUAGUGGGACCUCAAGUUUUAAUUGACGACAACAGACUUUCUGCCGAUAAGGGAGUAUUGCCAGACAGUUAAGGUUAAGGAACAAGGCUUGGAUAGUGACAGAGAGAGAGACAGAAUGUUUUCUAAGGAGUGGGAGAGGAGACUCGCAGGACUGAGGGGAGUUGGAGAUGAGUAAGAAAAGCAGAGAGUCAAAUUACUGAGAGGUGGAGCUAAAAGGCUCUUCAGGGAAGAGGAAGCUGCUGCAAUCACACAGUGAGUCACAUUACCCAAGGAUUCUUUCUAGCAUCCAGGUCCAAACUUUUGACUCUCAACACUAACAAAUUGGUUUCUCUGACCCUUGAAUUUUUGCAGAUUAACGUUGUUCUCCCAAAGCUCCCCUCCAGCAUGGCUUCGAGGAGGAAUAGCAGUGACCCAGCAAACAGGAGGAGGACAGAGAGACGCAGAUCAUCCCUGGAAGUUGCCUCAGGUAAGAGAUGUGACUAUCUGGAUCUUUUGCUUUGAUUACUGUAAAAGGAUGAGUGGAACUAUAUCCUCAACCAUUGCUUUCCUUUGCUGAUCUUAAGAUCUGUCUUGACCUUAUAAGAAAUAAAACCAGUCUUGCUGGAUGAGCCCAAAGGGUUAUCUGAACUCCAGCUUUCUGCUUCCCACAACAGCCAAUCAGAUGCCUCUGGAAAGCCCAAAAGCAGUACAUGAAAUGAGAGCCCUCUCCUACUGUUGUUCCCCAGCAGCUGGUUACCUCUCAUCAUGAAAGGUAGCUUAGUUUAUGGCCAUCCUGACUAGCUUUCCUUAGAUUUGUCUAAUUCGAUUUCAAAGCCACCUAAGAUGUUGGCCACCAGCACGUCUUGUGCCAGCAAAGUCUAUACAGUGGUACCUCAGGUUACAAACACUUCGAGUUACAGACUCCGCUAACCCAGAAGUAGUACCUCGGGUUAAGAACUUUAUCUCAGGAUAAGAACAGAAAUCAUGCAGUGGCAGCGGGAGGCCCCAUUAGCUAAAGUGGUACCUCAGGUUAAGAACGGUUUCAGGUUAAGAACGGACCUCCGGAACUAAUUAAGUUCGUAACCAGAGAUACCACUGUACUUUAGCUCUGCUCUGUACUUCUGGUUUUUGUCUGUCUUGAAUAAUUCAGCUUCAUUGGAUGUCUCCAGAUUCUAAUAUUAUGGGGGAUAAAAGAUUUUAUUUCCCUUUGGUAUGUGUGUGGAGUUCACAGGCAACCUUUCCUUAGAUACAUACAAGAGAGGCCUGUUUCGUUUUAACUAUGUAACAACAGUGCACAGGAAACCAGUGAUUUAUAACAAUUAUCUAAAUACUUAACGCUACACUCAAGUCAGUAUGCGACUGUUUAUUUAUGACAUUUGUAUGCCAUCCCGUAACAUAUAGUUAAGUAAACACAACUGAGAUGCAAAGUAAAACAUAAAGCUAUUAAAAAUAAAAAUAAUCCUAGCAUUAAGUACAACAAAACAGAACUUACUGCAGAUUUUAAAAACAGAGGGCUGGAUUCCCUACAUUAUUUGAAUGGACUGGGUGAAGGUGUGUAAUACAGGCAUGGGAACAUGUGGUCCUCUGGAUGUUUCUGGACUACAACUCCCAUCACCUCUGACCAGUAGCCAUGCUGGUAGUAACUGAUGAGAGUUGGAGCCCGACUAUGUCUAGAGGGCCACAGGUUCCCCAUCCCUGAUUCAGUACAUUCAGUGGAAGGUGCAGGCUGCAACUGUCAUCUAUUUCCUCUCCAAAAUUUCCAAUGUGCCUGUUAUAAAGGAAUCAGUGCAAUAUAAUUAAAAAUGCCAAGACUGAACCUAAUUCAAAAUGCUGAAUGUGUUUUGAGCAGUCUAUCUUAGUAGCCGUUCUAAAAAUCAUUACACAGUCACAGUGUUGGGAAAUAAUCAUAAUUAAAUAAAACGAGAGAGAGAGAGAGAGAUUAAAAAAUGGAAAGUAUAUAACUGAAAAAGUGUCCGUCCCCCCCGUUCAUGAUAUCAAUUUUAUCGUUGCUUGUUUGUUUAUUACAUUUAUAUACUAACGUUUCCUCCAAGGAGUUCAAAGUGGUGGUGUGCAUGGUUCUCCCUUCCCUAUUUUGUUCUCACAACAACCCUCUUAGGUUAGGCUAAGAGACAGCGACUGGUCCAAAAUUACCCAGUUCCUAGUCCAAUACUCACUAUUACACCAGGACAAUUAACCCACACAAUUAAGACUGGGAGAUAAUCCUUAUCUCCUCAUUCGGAAGUGUGAUCCUUCUCUGCAACAUCUUUUCCUUAGAAUAAAAGGAGUCUUUUCCUUAGAAUAAUUUCCAGAGUGGUAAUUGUGGUAUAGUACAAUUUUGUUCACAGCGUAUGAAGGUAGCCUGGUAGACUCAUUAAAAAAGAAAGCCAAAGUGUUAUAAAAUAGUGAGUAAGCAUCUCCUACCUUCUCCCACAUUCUGUCCAUAGACUGCAAUGUAAAUACAGAUUCUGUUGUUCAGCAUCAGCCAGCUUCUCUCCCCUACCCUUUAAAAUGUUCUUUAUGGUCUCUGUCCUGAUUGAGAGUGCUGGAGAACCUGAAAGCAUGCUCACUACUUGGUAAUAUUUGGGUUGGCCCAGGAAAGUUACUGCUUCCUAUGAAUUUUGGAGACUUGUGCACAGGAGCUUGCUCAGUCUUGUCUACUCUGACUGGAAGGUUCUUCCCAGGAUUUCAGGGUGGAGACUAUCUCAGCCCUACCUGGAGAUGCUGGGAAUGAACCCGGUGCCUUCUGUGUGCAAAGCGGAUCCUCUGUCAUUGAGCUACAGCCCUUUCCUGUGUUUACUUAGAAGCGCUACUGCAUUCAGUGGGGCUUACUGCCUAGUAAAUGUGUCUAAGAUAGGGGUCAACAGCACAUCAUCCCAUAGUUAUCCUGCAGUCAAUUGGAAGCCACAGAACCCGCGUCGGACGUUCGUGUUCCAAAGAACGUUUGCAAACCCGGAAAACUCACUUCCAGGUUUGUGGCGUUCCGGGAGCCAAAACAUUUGACUCGCAAGGUGUUCGGGAUCCAAGGUACAACUGUAUUUGAGUUGGGCACACUCCUGAUGAGCAAAAUACUUUGCACAGGAUCAGAGCUUGGAAGGUGUGUAUGUGGAACCUCCCAAAGCUCUGAUGCAGGCAGGGGAAGGAAAGUUCAAUUGCAAAGACUUGCCUCAGUGGUGAGCCUUCAUGCACAUUUUAACCUGUUCUACUUGUGGACUUGCAAAUGAGUCGUUGUAGCUUUGUCAAUAGUAUCCUAUGUACAAUGCUAUGUUGCUUUGCUUUGGCUUUAUCUUUUUAGACAGGAUUACAUUGUAUAAUUUGUAUCACAGCAGUAUCCACACUGUAUUUUGUCUGCCCUGGAUCUUCCAACAUUCAGCAUUGUUGAAUGUCCCCGAGUUCUAAUAUUGUAAGAGAGUUUGUGACAGAUUUAGUAUAGUGGAAGUUAGAGAGAAUGAAAGAAACAAUCAGGUGGAAGCCAGGCAAUUAUUUCCUUGGAUGGGGCUCCUGCUUCCUGCUAGCAGUUCAGAUGUCAAUACUUCUUUGCAAGAUAGUUGGCAUGUCUAAUUAAAAACGAAAGCUGGCUUGUGUUAAGCUCAGUGGUUUGUUUUUCUACAAGUUGCAUCGUGGCUGAGUUCAACAGUUUACUCCUAGGCAACUGUGCAUAAGCCAAAUUGCAGUAUGCUAACCACUUCACCACCCUCGACAGGCUCACUUUUCUAUGGCUCUUGCAUUAUAUACUGCUGCUCUUUGGGAUGUGUGUGUGCGUGGAUUAUUAUCUGCAAAUUCCUCUUUUAGUGUGUGCAAAAUGCCAUUUCUCCUUGUGUCUCAACACUGGAGUGAGCUUUAAGUGUGUACAAUGUGGGUCUAGAGAGAGAUUUAGCCUCAGGACAGGUACUUCACUUCCCGAUCCAGAGAUUAUAGAGUGCUGCUGUUAUGAUUGACUGCUUGAAUUGCAUCAUAUCUUCUGAUGUGUUGUGGUGAUUCAGGAGGAGUGGUCCUCAGUGUGGGAAUGGCUAUAUAGUGGGAACAGCCUCCAUGUCAUACAUGUGCCAUGUUCAGGACUGGUAUAAAGUCACACCAUUGACCGGGGCAUGGCUGAGAAUUGUGAACUAGAGGAGAUGUAAUGAUGCACUUUGAAUUUUGUAUUUGAGAUUAUGUUUGUAAGCAGCCUAGAGGUUCCAGUGGAGGCAUUGCACAAAUCCAAUUUGUAGAAAUAAAAAGUAUCCUACAAAAGCACAAGUUACUUGUACCUUUUAAAAGUAAAAGGAUAGAACAGAAUAUGAAGAUUUGAUGCAUGUUUUAAAAAGCAUUCUAUAUGAAUAUAUCAAAAGCGUAAAGCAGGUUGACAAAUACACAAGUUGGCCUUAAUGGUCCUGCUUAUUAAGGUUGCCAACUUACUCGAGUAAUGUUUAGAGGUGCAAAAUGCAUUUUAAUCAUGACACUAUUUCCCUGUUCUCCCCAUGACUCUGCCCCAUUUCAGCCCUUUCAUGGGUAUAUCUGUCAUGGCAGUAGCAUGUCUGAAGUUCUGUUGGCAUGGUGGUGGUGCUCUGCCGAAUCCUGUAGCUCAACCUUUCCCAUCCUGGUGCCCACUAGAUAUUCUGGACUAACCCUCCCAUCAGCCUCAGCCAGCAUGGCCAAUAGCUGGGAUGCUAGAAGCAGCAAAAUUUGGUGUGCACCAGGUUGGAAAAGGCUGUUUGUUACAUUAUAUGGAACUUCAGUACAGGAUUGUGCUCUGAAAGAGUGCAGUCUAACAGGAAAACAGCAACAUUGCAUAACAAGUGUGCUCAUAGGCUGCUCUCAUUCAUUUCAACAUAGCAUGUGAGCAGGAAAGCAUCCUGAGGCAUUGUGACUUUCUAUUUAAAUCUUAUUUUAAACAAAAUGAAAAUGGAGCAGCAAAACAAGAAAAGUUCGUGAUGAUUCGAAAAUAGAAAUAUUUUCCGUUUCAAAGGUUUUGCUAACUUCGCAUAAUAGGUUGCCCCAAACCUUUUAUAUUUUGACCACGUCCUGUUUAUAAAGCCAGUGUUUACAAAGCAAUAUUUCUGCCUUCUUGUGUGAACCAGGCAUGAUUUCAUCUGCUCAGCUGAGCCCAAAGCACAUUUGGUUGCUUCUGGUCACUCGAAGGCUGCCUCCUCUUCCUUGAAAUCCUUUGUUCCUAGGCGUUUUUCAGGUUAUGUCCUCUGAUGUUUGCUUUCCCCGUGUAUGAAAUUUGUUGUUGUUCGGUGCUCAGUUGACUCAUCAGUGUUAGUGAGUCAACAGUUACAAUUCAGCUAGAUUUGUGCAAAGGGAAACAUGCGGAGGCAGAACGGGGAGUUCAGUCCUGCUUUCUGCAGCCACGACUCUGACUGAGAUCACACUGAUGCAUCAGAGUUGCAUCCUUCUUCUUUGCCAAUCACUCAUAGCCGAAUAAGAUUGUUUUCCAUAAACACUGUUUUAACAGUGGGUCUGUGACUGUGGAGGCCAGUUCUGGAUCCCCACAUCCUUCCACAGUGGGGACAUAGGUUUCUGGGCGGGAGCUGAUCACGGCAAGGGUUUGCCAAACAUGCCUUCCUCUUAGCACAUUUCUCUUUUUCUUCCUGAGUUUGAGCGUCUUCAAAGCCCAUUACAUCUUUGGUAAAGCUGUUCUCCAAUUGGGGCGCUUGCAGGCCAGUUUUUCCCAGUUGUCGGUGUUUAUACUACAUUUUUAAAGAUUUACCCUGAGAGAGUCUUUAAACCUCUUUUGUUGACCACCAGCUCCAUGUUGGAGUUGUGUAACAUUUGUAAGCAGCUUAAUGUGUGCUUCAGCCUUACCUUGAGAGCAGUGUGUGCACCAGCCCCAUCAGCUGCCUGGAAUAUGCGGAGCUGGGCUGGAAACCACUGUUCACUUAAGGUGAGAGAUCAACUCCUUUGUAGGUAUACCUUUUGCAACAGUUAAAUUUUGGUGUGUGGUCACAUCCCACAAUGUAAUAGCUUGUCAUCCUUUGUAUAAACAGAUCUCUCUCUGGGAACCUUAAAGGUUAUCAGUGUUUUGUUUUGUUUUUUAAGUGACUCUAGUAUUGGCAAGGUUUGACAUCCCUAGAGAGCUUGGCUUGAAAAGGGGCAUUAUCAGGAACACCUGCAAGAUAGCUUUGCAGAUAAGUUCUUCCUCUGGAUUUUGCUUCACAUAGGAUAUUGGGUGUUGCUAGAAUCUCCCUUCUCUAUAGCAAAUAUUCAGUGGCUGGCCCCUGGUUUUGGAUGAUGUAUUGAUAUACUGCCCAGCCCUGAAGCGAGUGGCGCUGUGGGUUCAACCACAGAGCCUAGGACUUGCCAAUCAGAAGGUCGGUGGUUUGAAUCCCCACGACGGGGUGAGCUCCCGUUGCUCGGUCCCUGCUCCUGCCAACCUAGCAGUUCGAAAGCAUGUCAAAGUGCAAGUAGAUAAAUAGGUACUGCUCAGGCGGGAAGGCAAACGGCAUUUCCGUGUGCUGCUCUGGUUCGCCAGAAGCGGCUUAGUCAUGCUGGCCACAUGACCCGGAAGCUGUACACUGGCUCCCUCGGCCAAUAAAGCGAGAUGAGCGCUGCAACCCUAGAGUUGGUCACAACUGGACCUAAUGGUCAGGGGUCCCUUUACCUUUACUGUGAAUAAGAUAAGAUUGCCCAUGGCUGGCAAACCAUGACGGGUGUCACCUCACUGCCAUCAGGAUAAUGGUCAAGCAGCUCGCCAGGCCAGACUAGAUUCGCAAUGCUGAUUCUUGCAGAGGGCAAUGCCAACACUUAAAACAGCAGAGUCCCUUUUAAGGAAUAGUGAUACCGUGGCGUCCUAAGAGAGACAUCUGUUUAUACAAACAUUAAAGCUGCAUUUGAAAGCAGAAACGGGCACUGUCAAUAAAUCAAACAAUAAAAGCCUUGCACCAGACCAGUCCUGGGUGGGGUCUUGUGAAAAUGAAACCAUACAGCUGACUCAUAUCAGGGUACAAUUUGGUUGCAAAAAUUCUAACCACCCACAAGUUGCAAACAACGAGCACGAAAAACACUCAUGUCUUCAAAUAUUGUUCUUAAAAAAAAAAAAAAGGAUUCCUGUGUCUCCAUCCUCUUCUGGAACAAGAAGCAUCCAGUACAUCAUGGCAAACACAGCCAAAUGAAUGCACACUUUUCAAAAGGAAAGCAGCAGCUGAGUGCAGGAGUAUGUGUGGCAGCAAGAAGCACUCAGACCACAGAGUUUAACCCUUUCACCCCUUGCCACAGUCCUGAUAAAAAUGCCGCUCCCCGUGAACUGCUAUUUCAGUCUCCUGGACUCUGCAGCUGGCCACAUAGAUAUUCUGGUGAAAUCUGUGCCUUGGGUUAUCAACAGCAUGGAAAGUGUAGACCAGGAUAUACUAUGGCUGCCUUUGCACGUUACUGUAAACCAUAAGCUGUGGCAUACCAUAAAGGAAUAAAUUUCACUCAACUUCCCUCCUCCCCAUUAAUGUUGGAAUGAAUCAAGCCACAAUCCUUGGCUUAGCAUUAAGUCGAAAAUGGGUCUUGCUGUGUUUCAUUCCCCACAAACCACUGUUGGUAAGCCAAGAGCAAACCUGGGCCUCAGAUCAUUGUUAACCACAGUUCUUAGUUCCAGUAUAAUGCUAAGCCAGGGAUCAGGGGUUGUUUCCUCGCAAUGCUAGUGGCAAGGAAUAAAUUGGAUACAUUGCAUGCACAGUAAGUCAUGGUUUGUGGCUUAUUAUGAUGUGCAAACAUGACUGAUAUCUUACUGAACAGACAGUUGCUUAGAUGUUCACUUUAAACUGCCUAACCUACUGAACGUACUCUUUGAUGAAGCAUCUUCCACCCCUCCCUGCUUCCUCCAUCUCAUGAAAGAGUUAGACCCUAAAAAGGCCAGGGGGAGGGGGAAAGGGCUCUUUCAAUGAAAGUUAUGCUUAAGAAUUCCAUGGCACUUUGCAUCUUCAUACUAUAAUGCAGUUACUGAUUAACUGAUGCAAAUGACUGUUUAACUUCUUGGAAACUUGAACAUGGUUUGCAGAUAACAGUUCGGGAAAUGUAGCAUCCAGUCACAUGAAAUUUCAGUUUCUACUUCAUAGCCGCUUCCCUGAAGUUUGGAGAUUUGGUGGUAAAAAAUACACUUCUCACUCCUUGUUACAAAUGACCAGGUUUCCUUUUGUGGUAGCAUGUACACCAUUGUAAAGUUUCCAAGAGGUAAAUAUAAUCAUUUGCAGCUUGUUGUGGUCAUGUUUUAAGUUGUGCCGGGGAAAGAUUUGAUAACACUGCAUACAGCAAGGAGUUAACUUUUCACCUGAUUUGCAGCCUAAUAUAAGCUUCCACUUGGCCACAUGCUGGAGCCAACAGCGCCAAAGUGUUCAGCAAUGUGUGCAAGAUUUCAGGAGCACUGUAUAGUUUUACCUCCAUUUAAUAGAUGGCAAAUUUAGAAGGGCAAUAUGUGCAGGAAACUUGAUUCUGGACCCAAAUGGCUCUUGCCCCAUCAGAGGGUCAUGAGAGGAAGGCAAAGGAAGGCACAGCUCUUCUGUAUUAAAAAGUCUUUUAGCAAGAUCCGAUGCAUGCUUACUAGGAAGUACCGUAUUUUUCGCCCUAUAGGACGCAUUUUUCCCCUCCAAAAAUGAAGGGGAAAUGUGUGUGCGUCCUAUGGGGUGAAUGCAGGCUUUCGCUGAAGCCUGGAGCGCGCGCGGGGUCGGUGCGCACCGACCCCUCUCGCUCUCCAGACUUCAGGAAGCUAUCCGCAAGCAGUGGGAGAGCUGCGUUAAGUGGGAGAGCUUGCGGAGAGCUGCCUGUUCUGGGGGCUGGGGUCGGGGGAAGCUCGGGCUUCCCCGCCCCAGCCCCGCGCCUGGGGGGGGAAAAUAAUUUUCCCCCCUUUAUUUCCCCACAAAAAAACUAGGUGCGCCCUAUGGGCCGGUGCACCCUAUGGGCCGAAAAAUACGGUAAGUCCCAUAUUCACCAAAGCUUACUCCCAAAGGAAACAUGCCUAGGAUUGCUGCCUUUGAUGUGCAUGGGCUAAGUGGCCUAUGAGGUUCACACACUUCAGUAAGGAUACUACAUUUUUAUGGUGCCCUUCCUGUGAUGUCCUCAAGACGGAGCCCAUGGAUCCCUCUCCCCACAUCCUCACAAUAACCUUGUGAGGUAGUUAAGGCUGAGAGUGGCUGGCAUAAGGUCAUCUAGUGAACUUCAUGGCUGAGCUGAGAUUUCAACUGGGGUUUCCUCAGGUCAGUGCUAUAUCUACUGUGCUGGGCAUGUCCAACUCCCAAGAGACUGCGAUCUACUCCCACUAUAAAAAAAAUCUGGCAGUGAUCUAUCCAUUGGAUUGACCGAAGUUGUUGAUAUUUUGGGGGGGGGGAGGCUUCACCUAAGUCAGGGGUCAGCAAGGUUUACCUCACCUGGGCCAGUUCACGCCUGGGCUGCAAUUUUCUGUGUCUGCGCAGACACGAUUUCCGGCAUCUGAGCAUGCACAGACGCGAUUUCUGGCAACGCGGAAGUGAGUCCCUGCGCUGCACCAGUUUAGCGCAGUGCAUGGGGACUCCCCGAGUGGGUGGUUCGUGGGGCGGUUUGUGGGCCGGUUAAAUGACCCCCAAGGGCGUUAGGUUGCCUAGCCCGACCUAAGUUGUUGAGCUUUUUAAAUAUUUUUUUAAAAAUUGUGAGAUGAAUAAGUAUCACGCAAUCGACCAGGAUUGUGAUUGACCAGUUGGACGUGCCUGUACUAUGCUACAUGCUGGUUCUAACUUAAUGGUGUGAUACCUAUCCUACUGCUGGAACUGAUAAUCUUUAAAAAUGUGUUCACAAAGUACAAAAAAAGUGGUUUGUUGUUGCUUAUUUACAUUUUGCUUUGGGACCCAAAGAUCCCUGCAUAUUAAUACUACCUAGUACAGAAUAUACUAGAAGGCAGCCCUGUUUAGGGAAGUUUUUAAUAUUUAAUGCUGUAUUGUUUUUAGCACUCGAUUGGGAGCCACCCAGAGUGGCUGGGAAAAUUCAGCCGGAUGGGCGGGGUAUAAAUAAUAAAUUAUUGUUUAUUAUUAUUAUUAUUAUUGUUAUUAUUAUUAUUGGUUCAAUAAAUCAAUCAUCAACACUACAGAAGGGAGCAAAGUCGCUAAAUGUAGAAUAUUUGGUGGUUGACUGGCCUAAGACCAUCUCAUUCAACCCAGUCACCGUCUUUAACUUUAGCUUUCAGCCCUGUAUUCCCUAUUCCUCUCUCAGGACAUCAAGCAAGCAAACAGGGCCAAGGGUGUCCCCUCCCCCGUUCACCACAACCCAGGCACAAAGAGGGUAGCUCCCUGCCCUUGCCCCAGUGUAAAAGGAAAUGCUUGCUCUUGCUGAAAGAUGGGAUGGAACCUUUUUCUUUUCUGAACUUCCUAGUUAAAGCUGAGAAUUCUAAUGUGACUAGUCCAAAAGCUGUCCAUUUGACUAAAUGACCAGAGGUGUGCACACUCGUGUUUCCCGAUACGGAAAGUCAAACUGAGUGGAGAUGGUAAAAUCCUUGCUGAGCAGACUCUGCACUUGACUGUGCUUGUCCAAAAUCCAUGGAAUGUGCCUUGUCUAAUCUCGCUGGUUGUGUCUGCAGUCUGGGUGCAUAGCCUAACCUAAUCAUUUGGCAGUAGACCCAGAUCUCCAUUGAACAUCUGGGGAAAAAAAUAGCUGGCAGAAGACAGAAUUUCCAGCAGUGGGGAAGGGUUAAGCAUCUCUCUCCCUGCCUUCCCACUUCGCUUCACUCCCCUGCCAGCUGUUUGUGCCCCACAAGCUGGGAUUCCAAGGCUCCUGCUUGCCUGCUACUAGGAGCUGGAGGGUGAGGGUGAGCGCAGGGGAAAGAAUUGACUCCUUCCUCCCACCCCCACAUUCUCUCUGUCAAAUUGUGGUUUUCCUUUCCCUUCUACUUUGAGGCAUCAGAGGCCUGCAUUAAACCCUGAUUUCCGGUAAGACAUGUCCCUAGGGCCUUUCACAGGAUUUUUGCAGCUUUAAAGAAAGCCCAAUGCUGAGAUGAGAAUUGAGUAAAGACAGAGCUUUCCAGACUCGCCUCUCUGCUGAAUGUCUAGCUUGGGCUCUGAUGCACAGCAAAGAGGGAGCUGUCUCAGGGAUCUUCCUAUAAAUGUUGAUGGACUCACAACUCACAUCAAACUCAGCCAGCAUGGCCAAUGGGCAGGGUUGAUGGGAGUUGUAGUUCACCAACAUCUGAAGAGCUACAGGUUCCUCAUUCCUUAUAGAGCUUCAUGGAUGCGCCAUCAGUAAAUUGGCGUUCUCCGUAUUUCUAUUACAGUGGUACCUCUGGUUACGAACUUAAUUCGUUCCAGAGGUCCGUUCUUAACCUGAAACUAUUCUUAACCUAAAGCACCACUUUAGCUAAUGGGACCUGCCGCGCCACCGCCGCCACGCGAUUUCUGUUCCUGAAGCAAAGUUCUUAACCCGAGGUAAUAUUUCUGGGUUAGCGGAGUCUGUAACCUGAAGCGUAUGUAACCCAAGGUACCACUGUACUUAGUUGUUGAGUCCUCAGCCACUGCGUUUUCAGCUUUGACCCUCUUCACAACUGUGACAAUUCAAGCAGUAGACCUUAGAAAGGUUGGAUUUUUCCAAGUCUGUACAGCCACACCUAGCUUUGAGAUGGAGUGUCAGAGAACAGUUAGUCUUCCUUAUUUUUUUCUUUAAAAAACCACAACAGUAUCUUCCCCGCCUCCUUGCUCCAUUUGUAUCUGUAGACAGAAUUCCAGAAUGCCACACCUUGUCGGUUUCCCGUCUUUCCUUGUUACCUGUAACAAAAACAGAAGUGAAUCUCUGCCAGGGGUGAAUCUACAUUGAGUCAGGCGGUGCUUCGCUGGAAACAGCCCAGUUCCAUGAAACCGAAAGAGAUUAGAGUAAUGAAAUCCAAGUGCAAAUUUGCUAAACUGAUUCAAGUCUGAGAUUCGGGAUUCCUCAAAACGGAUGUGAGUCAACCGCUGCCAUUGUUCUCCAGUGAAAUUUUGCUUUGGUAUAUGUGCAACAGUUAAGGGUGUCCCUGUGCCAGAAGACAAGACUCCUGCACCUUUAAGUAGUUAUGCACAGGAAGAAAAUUCAGCAGGUGCAGCUGAUCAGGAAUCUGAUGCCUCAAAGUAGUUCACCCUGGGGCCAACUAGAUGCAACUUAGUGUGCAAGUUUUUUGUUAUAUAAAUAAGCAGCCACAAGGAAGCCUGAGCACCUUGGACCCUUGGGGUUAAACAGUGUUGCUGUUGUUCUAAACCUAUUUCUCUUCCUACCAGCGCUGCAAAAAUCACUUCUCCAAACCUGCUAUUUGCAUUCCAAGGGAAAUUCCCAUUGGGGCAAUUGAAUGGCAUGUCUAGUUCAGUCCUUCACAGAAUGGACAAACAUGAAGACUAGGAUAUUACAACCCAUAUGAAGCAAUUAUUAAAUUGCAGAAAUAUUUUUUUAUAAAGGACCUCAAAUACUGUUUAUUAAAGUCAUUAAAAGCACAAGAGAACAGGAUGGGCUUGGUCUGGUACCUAAAAGAUAGAAAAUGAAGUGCUGAUGAAUUUUAGGGAAGGAGCUUGGGUGGAUGCCACCACAGAAAAGGCCGUGUCUCCCACUGCUACUUGCUUAGCCUUCAAAGGGGGAAACCCAGGGAAGGGUCUCUAAAGCAGAUCUGUUGGUGGCAGGUUCAUGUGGGAGAAGGCAGUUGAGUUCAGCUCCCAUAUAUAGCAAGGAUGGGGACUCCGUGACCCUCCAGACAUUGUUGGACUCCAUCUUCCAUCAGCCCCAGCCAGUGUGGCCAGUGGUCAGGUAGGAGGGCAACAGGUUCUCUAACUUUGCCCUAAUAAAUGCAACCCGAUCAGAUUAAAUAUGGAGAAGACCAGGCUGCAUUUCCUGGGAGCUGGAGCUUCUGGAAGCCCACAUGUUCUGCUCUAGAUGGAGGUGCCUGUUUCCUUUUUUUUGGAAUUUGCAUAUCAUUUAUUUGUUAACAUUCUUAUAUUACAUCGGUAAACGUUGUCACAUUACAGGACUUACUAUAAUUUUCAACAUGUUUACAAAAAUUAUAUACAAAUUUUAUAUACCUAGAAAGAAAAUGAAACAAAAAAAGAAAGAACAAAAAGAAAAAACAAAUCCCCCCCAAAAAACCAUAUACAUACCAACACACUAGACUUCCUGUCUAUCCCAUUGUAUAUUCCUUUUUUACAAAUGAAUGUACUCUUAUUAUUGUAUAUUUCUUUACAUUGGAGGUGCCUGUUUUCUUAUCCACCUUGUUGCCCUUUUGCAGAAGACCAGGUGGCACAGCAGACAGAAGAGGUCUUCCAGAGCUAUGUUUUCUAUCGAUACCAACAGGAGCAGGAGCAGGAGCAGACUGGGCAGGAAGUGCCAAUAGAUCCAGAAAUAGCUGUGAUGCAGCCAGAGCGUGACAGGUAAGAGCACAUAUUUGAAACCUAUACCCAAAAUUCAAGCCGCAUGCCAGUCUGCCUCCACAGGCAUGUCUAACACGGUCAUUCGUCUCUUGGGCAGCAUCACCACCCAAGUGGGCAGGCGCCUGGCCACCAUAGGGGAUGACAUCAAAGAACGGUAUGAAAACGAGUUCUCUGCGAUGCUGAAGUCACUGAAGCCCUCCAGGGACAAUGCCUAUGCGUACUUCGUCAAAAUAGCCUCCAGGUAGGUCACCAAGACUCUGCUUUUCCCUCCCCAAAAAGUGAGAGGCUGGCUCAGUUUUCUGAUAUGAAGAGUUCUCAGAUGUUGCUCUGUUAGGUUCCCUCAUAAGAAGAGGGAGAAGAUUGAGACAAAUUUUGGGCUUGUUGCUUUAAUGUAGUUUGCUUUGAUUUUAUUGAUGUUGUUUUGGUUUUAAUUGAGAUUGUUUUUUUAAAAAAAUCUAUUUAGUUAAAUAAAAACAUAUACGUCAAUAACCUACAACAAUAAAGAAAUAAAGGACAACAGUAUAACUGAACAAAAAUUAAACAUACACAAGACGUAUAGAGAGAGAUUUGGGUCAUUGCAUUCACAUUUUCUGGAAAAAGAAUAAUGAUAAUGAUGACAACAAUUGGUGUUGGAGGACAGCAACUUUAAAAACGUACUUGUUUCAUUUAUAAAUAUCAAGCUAUUGUCCUCCGAGUCUUACGAUGUUCUUGCAGCUGAAAAGUUACUAAGAAUUGCAAAUAGUAGCAUAUUUCACAAAAGUCAUUACAGAAAAGUGGGUGAUUAAAACAGGGGAGUAAGUGUGGACUCGAUAUGUAACUGCAGUUUUUAGGAAGGGACUUUGUACCCAUUUUUGGUCCUUAUUAAGGAAAAAAUGCUGCCACUACAAGGAUUCCAUCUUGACUGUCAUUUUCUGACCCACACAGCUUUAAUUGCAUGUUCACACCACUUGUGUGAUCAAGGUAGGAGGUUUUGCAGAAACUCUGCUCAAAGUAGUGAGCCAAACACCUGGACCCUCCCCAUGCCAUGUUGCAAAGUGAAGGGAUCAACGCAUUCCCUCUUGCCAAGUUCUUUCUAAACCAGCAGGCAGGUAGGGAAAUUACCACAGGUGAUCUGGCGACAAGCAGCUUUGUUGCAGCCCAGAGCUUGUCCAUGGUGGUCAGCUGCCAAAAGAAGGAUUUGGGUCAGAGGUCUCCCUCAUAAUUCUCUUUCUGCUCCCUGACCCACAGCGCAUACAUGCCUAUAGACGGGUGCACCCAUACUCGUUCCCUGUGAAUGUUGUUUAACUGUCUCUUGUGUCCUCUCUUCCUGCUCUCCCCUCCUUGGGAAGCCAAGCAGCGUUGCUCUCACCCCUUUGCCACCUUGAGGUGGUCAGUGUACUGCAACCAGGUAAAUUAACCUACAGUGCUUUCUCUUCCCUCUCUUUCAGUGAUCAUGUGUGUGUGUGAACUUUCUCCAUUCCAUACUAUGCCUGCUGAACUUUUUACAAUGGCACACAAAUCUUCAAGGUUAUGCAACCUAAUGAGACAUGCUUCCACGUUUAAGUCUCAUUUUGUCUUAUAAUUUUGUUUUUUUAAAAAAACACAACAACAACCAUCACAAAAAUAAUGAUAAUCUUGUUGUGAUUUUUUUUAUUAUUCUGCCAGUCAGCCAAAGGGGUUCUCUGAGCAGCUAACAAUCAAGUUGAAAUGCAUGUAAAAUUCAGUUAAAUAUUAGCCAAGUUGACUGGCAAACGUCUCUGAGCAUUCUGCAAAAAGAGGUGGCAUAGUUAUGUAGAUGGUGCCACCUCAGAAAAGGCCCUACUCCUUCCCCCUAGACUGUGGUACCCAGAGCAGAGCUAUCCUGAAGAUUUAAGUGCCAGAGCAGGCAUCAUAUGGGAUGUGUCUUGCUGUUUAUGUGGAUAGCAAUUCUCAGCUUUCACAAGUCUUAUUUCCCCCCCUUUUCUUCUUGGGUGCCAAAGGCAUCCAAGUAUGUGCUGUUUUGCUUCUAGAGUGAACACUUUUCCUUCAACCAUGUUGCUGGCACUUAAAGACAGGGUCAGAUUUAUUUGCUGGGUUAUUCAACUGUAGAUUAUGGGCACCUCCAGUGUAAAUGGCGCCAACUGAGGAUAGGAUUUGCCACAGCCCAUCACUUUUUGUGCUUUUCAUUGCUACAGACCAGUGCUUGUACUUCGCAGUAUGAACAUAAUGUGGUGUUGCAGCUGUACAAACAGAAGAAAAAUUGUUUUCUGUUUAGAUGAAAUUACGUGACUGAGCCUUAACCCUGUUACAAUAUGACUUUUGGAAGCAGAUCUCAUUAUAUUCUUAUUGUUAUAAUAUUUAUUACUUACCCUUUGCCAGCAGGUCCCAAGGCAGGUUACAACAAUCUAAAAUUCAGAAUUAAAACAGCUAAGGCAGUACAGGCUUGGCCUGUGCAUUCAAGCAGAAUUUAGGGGAGAGAGGUACCAUUUGGAGCCACAGGUGGGGAGUAGUAUAUUUGUGCGUGUGCUUUUAAGUGUAAAUUUAUUACAAAGUUGUUUCUUCAUUUUUAUUUGUAUGACUAUUAGUAUAUUUGUAUGAAUAUUAUAUAUAUUUAAAAAGUCAUCACCACCUGCAGUCUGAAAUGGCAGUCCAUUCUGCUGUCUUGGGAUGCUUCUACCUCUUUUUAUUGCAUGUUAUAGAAGGAGCACCUCUCCCAAUAUCUCCCACCUCAAGUCUUACAAUCUGUGGAGGAGGCCCUACUCCUGGUCCCACCUAACAUGGUGACUUGGGGUAGGGCCUUCUCUACUGUGGCCUCCCAGCUGUGGAUUGGCCACACAUUUUCAUAGUCAAGUAAAGACCUUUUCGUUCUGUUAGGCGUUUGGGGAGGAGUGAGCUGAGAAUUGUUCUUCAUCGUGAUUCUUAACUGUAAAAUAGAUGUUUUCAUGGCCUCUGGUCCCCCCCCCCCAUAUAUUUGCUGUGUUGUUGUAUUUAUCAUUUGCUGUACACAGCCCGGGGAUCCCUUUAUGAUGAAGGGUAGAUUAGAAACAGAAUGAAUGAAUGAAGCCUCACUUCCAGAGGAGUUGCAGCCUUCCGGAACGCACACUUCUCAGCUGUAGAAAAGUACCUGAAUAGAAAGUAUCUACAUUUUAGUAAUCUGUGUACAUUUGGAUUCUUGGGAGGAACAGUUUGAACAAGAUCCGAGUGACUGAAGGCAUAUACACAGCCUUUCCCCCCCUCGGCAGUAUAAAAGUCUUGUUAAAUAUGCCUUGUGCCUUAGCACUGCUCAGGGGAAGACGCUAGCACGCUGUUGAAUGGUGAGGGGGCAGGUCAGAAAGUUGCUUUUAAUGCUACAGCAGCAGACUGCGAAAAAGCUGUGCCUCAGUAGAGGGUAGCAAAGGGCUGGCCAUAAAACGUAGCCUGAAUUUUCUAAGAAUAAUAAUAUGGUCUCUUCCGCAGUUUGUUUGAGAGCGGCAUCAACUGGGGUCGUGUGAUAGCACUGCUGGGCUUCGGCUACAGGAUGGCAAUCCAUGUGUACCAGCAGGGGUUGACCGGCUUCCUAAGCAGGAUCGCCCGCUACAUGGCUGACUUUGUGCUUAGAAACCACAUUGCCCAGUGGAUUGCCCAGCAGGGAGGAUGGGUAAGUGAACCAGGGAGCUGUCAAAGAUGAGUGGGUUGGUUUUUUAAAAAGACACACACACAUUUCUUUGACUAUGAAAGUAUGCUGGUGCCGAUCUGGGGUGGGCAGGAGUGGGCAUAGUAGGGCAAUGCCAGGCUGCUGCCCUCCCAACAGUGGAGUCAUUGCUGUCUACUGAGAAGGUGUUGGGGGAGAGAUCGGGGGUGUGCAGGGCCUUGGGGGUAGGUGCCAGAUCGACACUGUUGGUGCACCUGUGCAACCUCAGGCUGUUGGUGCACCUUCCUGGCAUCUAACUUUUCUUUCAGGGAAGGGGGAAAUACAUGCCAAGAAACUGCUGUGGUUGCCCUGGAAUGAGUCCUCCCAACAUUUCUGCAGGUAACAGUAUUUUUCCCCCUCCUCCUCUAGGCGGCAGCACUGGACUUAAGCAACGUUUACUGGAAGUACGUGGUGGCAGUGGCCGUCGUGAUUUUGCUGGGCCACUUUGUGAUGCGGCGCUUCUUCAACAACCAGUGACCGGGAAGGAGAGUGUCACUGGCCAUUUGCAUCCCAGCCACUGACUCACUCCUGGGAGGUGACACUUGUCAAGGAGGAUUCAGGAAACAACCAAAGGAAGCCAGAUGGUUCUUUAUCACCUUCCAAUAUGACACCAGCUUAUUAACCAUCCACAUGGAGAUUUCAAACACAAGAAAUCCGCAGCAUAGUAUUUAAAAAGGUGGAACUGAGUAUGGGAGAGGAUUUAUUACUUCAAGAGACCACUGGGGGGGUUGAGAAAACAACAGGUUGGUUACAUUCACAGUGUUGCCAGAGGAAAAGCCUCCCUGAAAUCUCUUAAGGAGGACAAGUCCUUUUCCAGAACGUUCUCAGGGCCAGCAUAAUCUCAGCUUUUGCAAUUCCAUUCCUAAAGAAAGCAGAAGAUCAAGCAGCAUGCACAGCACUGUUGUUUGCUCAGUACAGCUGUCAAUUCUUCCACUACCUUAUGCUUUUCUAGUGCUGAAAGAAUCAUGUCGCCGAUUGGGAGAUCAUGUAGAUCCACUUCUGGGUUAUCAGCAUGAGUAGCACCUUUUAAGAUCUGUAGAUGUACACCUAGACAAAGCCUGUACCAGAAGGGCAGCCGGGUGAGACAAUGUCUAAAAUAUUUCAUUACAGUGGAACCUCGGUUUUCGAACAUAAUCCAUUCCAGAAGACUGUUCGACUUCUGAAACGUUCAAAAACUGAGGAGCAAUGGGCAGUCAGCAAAAUCUAUUGAGAAAAUUGAAAAACACACAACGGAAGCUGUUUGACUUCCAAGGCGCAUUCGAAAAUUACUUCCAGGUUUUCGGCGUUCGAAAACCAAAACAUUCAGCUUCCGAGAUGAUCGAAAACCGAGGUUCCACUGUAUAUGCAGACCUAUUUGUCAUCCACCAGAUUAUUUCCUUGAUCAGGCAUAGAGCUCAGUACUCAAUUAGUUGGCCACUCUCAUGUCCUCACUUACUUUUAACUUAGUUGCAGUGAUUCUUCUCUGUCAGUGGAGAGCGCCAGCCAUUGCAGAAGUUAUGAAUACGCUUCUUUUCAUGCAGCAGAGAUCUCUUGGUUCCUUGCGUGCCAGCAUUAUUGCUGUCCAGCUUGACCAGGUAGUCUGUGUAUGCAGUUUGGGAGGGGGGCAAAAAGUUGUUGAAGGAAUUGGGGAAGGCAUUUUUUGUUUGUUUGAUUCCAUUAUAAUUAUUUACCCCUUUGACAAUCACUAGCCCAAAGCUUCAAUUCCCUUUGACGCAAAUGGCAUACAAAUGAAUUGGUAUCCCUAACGUAAGAUAGGGAUGGGGGACCUGUAGACCUCCAGAUGUUAUUGGACACAAACUCCCAUCAGCCCCAUACAGCAUGGGCAGUAGUCAGGGAUGAUGGGAGCUGUAAGGAGGGCCACAGGUUCUCUAACUUUGCCCUAAUAAAUGCAAUCCGAUCAGAGUAAAUAUGCAGAUCAGGCUGCAUUUCCUACAGGUUUUAGUGUGAAAGUUGAGCAUGUGCUUAUGUCUCCCACUGAAAUUGAUGGGAUUUGGAAGUGCACGAUUGGAGCUGUCCUUGACUCCAAGCAAAUGUGCAGAGCUGGAACUUGCCAUUUGAAGGAGUUCUGGUUUUCAAAGUCCUUAGCUGCAGAGUCCUGCUUAGCUACAAAAAAAUUACAACACUCCACCAACCUGUCCACAUUGCUUACUUAACUCUUGUUUUAUAGCUUUUAAACUAGGAUAAAACUGCAUUGACUGCAGUGAAGCCAAGAUUUUGAGCACAAAGGGUUCCUUUUCCUUGCUUUGCAGUUCCUCCCUUUACAAAGCUUAUAAGGCAAAAGCUUACUUUGUAGCUUCUUUCAUCUCUUUCUUGGUUUCCAAGAGCUCUUAAGACAAAUACUUAGAAGCAAUGUAUGCAUUUUCUGUACAUUGUUUGUUUGCUUUUUUAAAAGUCACACCGCCUAGAUUUCUUCUGAAUGUGCAUGCCAGCAAUAUUUGUUUUGUUUAAAAUGUUUGAUUUGGCUAACAAUAAUUUAACUUUGCCAUGGCCUUAAGGUUUGUAAUGGUUAUGUCUUGAUGCAUGCUGAACUUCAUCCCUGCCCAAUGCAAUCUUGCUUUUCUGAAGUCCCAUUUUGUUUCCAGUGAACCUAUAGUCUGACGACAAGCUGCACAUCUCAUCAUUCCUUACCGCUGGCUAUGCUAAAACUGGGAUUUGUCUGAGAACAGAUCAGUAGGCUUCUGCUGUGUGUGUUUGUGUAUCAUACUAAAGUAGGAAAAUAAUCUUUUUCAGAACAGCAGUUGUACAAAAAAAAUCCAUUGUACACUUAUGUGGAUCUAAUCUAUCAAGCCUAUGGUAGCUUACUUCUAAGUAGAUCUACAAAAGAUUGGGAAUCUAAGGUACUACUCAUGGUGAAAAUUGAAACAGGGUGGUUUUUAUUUGUUUAGUUUAUGCCAAACACUUUGAUCUUUGGCACCACCCGCCAUUGGCUCAGACUCUGCCCACUGCCAGUAUAUAGGCCCUGGGAGAUUUCUCCCAAGGAAAUGUGGCCCUUGGCAGGGAAGAAAGAAGAAGGUUGCUCAUCCCUGCUGCAUAGGUACACAUCCUGCCACUCAGCUCAAGGGCUGGGUGGCAAAAAAUUUGAGUAAAAAAGCAAAUCCAGGAGGCAGGGAGGCCCUGGUACUAGCUGGUCCACACAGUGGCUGUCAACCACUGUGGAUUUCACCAGCCAGAGUGUCCAUGGAGAUACAGAGAUGGUAAAAGUUCUAGCAACGAGAACUCGCGUACAGAGAUUUGUGGCAGCAAUGUAUUUUCAACAAAUAGCCAUUUCUGCCAAAGAAGAGCCAAGUAAAAUUGUGGGAGAAAAGGAAUCUGUUGGGAACGGGAAUUGCUCCAAUAAAUCUUUGUAUCGCUUUAGGAAUUUUUGUUUCUACUGAUGGAGAAUUAUGUGUAGAUCAAAAGGUUGCACCAUUCUGAGUUGCUUCAAAUUUAAACAUGUCGUGUCAUAUCUUCUGUCAUUUGGGACCAGGCUAGCAACUGCUGUAUAAGUGACUCAAAUUAUAUAUAUAUAUAUAUAUAUAUAUAUAUAUAUAUAUAUAUAUAUGAAUGAUGAUACAGUGAAUGCAGGUAUGGCAUAUGUAAACGACAAAGCUGCAGAAACACAGGCUAGGGUACUGGAUGCAGAAUUUAAUUUCUUGAGAAUCUCGGCAUUGAUUCUUCUACAAAAUAAGCAAGAAUCUAAGCUCUUUUGACUGUGAAGAUACAUCUGAAAUGAUGGGCAAUGCUGCUGAAACCUCAGAGGUGGCUAACCAAAAUAUCUAAUGACUAGCAGUGGGGCACCAGUGACCUCCAUAGCUUUUUCACCCCAUGAUUAGGAAAACCAGACUAACAAGACAAUCUUAAUCAUGCCUACUUUGAAGUAAAUCCUAUUGAAUUCAGUGGGUCUCACUCCCCAGUAAAUGGAAUUAGGAGUGCGGUCUGAAUUCUGCAAAAUCAGCAUUUGUGCAAGUUUGCCUAAUUUAUGCUGGAUAAAGCAUUUUAAAUUUCAGAGCAUAGAGUUCUGGGUAGAGGCAGAGAUCGGGCUUCACCAGCAUCUUGGUUUGAGACAUGCUGUUUAAACGUUUGAAGAACGCGUGGCUUCAAAAGCGGAUUAGACAAAUUCAUGAAGAUUAAGGCUAUCGAUGGAUAAGUUCUACCUCCAGUUUCGGAGACAGUACACACCCAGGGAACCACAGGAGGGAUGCAUGCUGUUGUAGCUUCCCAUAGGCAUCUGGUUGGACCACUGACUAAAUGGGCCACUGGUCUGAUGCAGCAGGUGCCUCUUAGGUUCCAAAUGAACACCAUUUCUGGGGGCUGGUCAGUAGCAUUUGACUGUCUCCUACCUAGCAAUGAAUUUCCUCCUCCCCCCCCAACAUAUAUUAAAGGCUUUAGCUAAUAUUCUGUCCAUCUCAUUUCUUCAAGGGUUUCCAGCUUAAAGUCUCCAUCUGUGCCAUAGAAUUGGUUGCCCCUCUAGAGCAUAGGAAACACUCCUGGUGACACUUGUGGCAGCUCUGGGUUUAUAGCCAUGAAAUAGGUAGAGGCAAUGCUUCUCCAAGUAGACUGCUCAGCAGUCUAAACUACAUGAGCCACUGAGGAAAUCUUUGGGGAUGACAGCUAAGUUUUUACAUACAUACUUGAAGCCAUAAUGUAGCUAUGAAUCUUCUCCCUUUGUUCUGUAUUCUAUUUAAGAAGCUGCUUAUUAUUUUCCGUGCAUCACACCCAGCUUUAACAGCCCCCUUGCCCUCAGGGAUUCAAAGGGAAUGAAGCUAAUAAUCCAGAGGUACCCAGGAUAUCAGUGCAUCCAGCGGAAUUGCUUUUCCUUAUCUUGCCUCCUUACCUGCAAGGCGAUCGCUCGAAAAGUGAAUCACUGCUGGACGUGUGAAUCGCUGGAGGAAGAAGAAAGAACGUCUUCCGGGGAAAUAAACACAAGUAGGGAAAGGGGCUGUCCUCUUCAAAUCACAUUGCUUAAUGGCAAUGUGGUGUGCAUGGCCAGGAGUUUGGAGAAUUCCAGCUCUAAAUGCAGAUCCUGAAUUGAGUGUUUAUUGGAGGAAAAGAGUCUACAGCUAUAUCUCCUGCUGUAUACACAGACUGCUUUGGGAUUUGGAAAGAUGUCCCUCUGUGGUGUUUAAUACAGACAUCUAGCAGGGAUUGUUGUUCUGGUCUCAAAAGGCCAAGAAAGGGGGCCCCUUCUAUUGGAUCUGGGUUUAUAAGGUUUCUUGCAUGUAUCACAUCAUGCACCAGGCAAAAAACAAAUCUGCCUCUCUACCUCCAUCAAGAUCUGACCCCUCCAUGGGGGCAUGGUGGUGCUACUGCCUUUGGAGAUACAGCGAAGGUGCCUCUUAUCACACUCCCCAAAUGAGCACUCCAGCAUUCGUUGCGUGGGGUAUUCAUGGGGAAUGCACUGGGUUGUUUUCCUGGAAAGCUAUGCCUUCUAUGUACUUCUGAAUUGUGAAGUGCCUGGCACACUACUGGCACUAAGUAAAUGUUAAAUGGUAGUUUCUGUAAUAUAUAUGUCAAAAUAAAAGUUAUAUGCAAAUACAAA